AUGUCAAAUAAUAAUAAUAAUAACAAUGUCAACAAUCAGAACGCCAAUAGUAAUGAUCGUGACAACAAACUGAAAGAUAAAAUCGUUUCAUUUGAACAAGACAUUGAGGCAGCUGUCCCGUACUUAGCCUCAGAUGAAAAAUCCUCCACUUUAAAAGAAGCAUAUGAUACGAUAUCUCAGGAUGCGACAUCAUCCAACACACAAUUGAAACAACAAGUUGUGGUUAAACCAUGGGUGCAUUUUGUAGCGGGUGGUUUAGGUGGGAUGUGUGGUGCUAUAUUCACGUGCCCGUUUGACGUUGUCAAGACUAGGUUACAAUCUUCGGUUUACAGAGAACUAUACAGUAGCAGUGUUUCUUCGAAAAAUUCAGUAUCAACAGCUGGUAAAGUGCUCACACACUUUAAAGAAACAUGCUUGAUUCUUAAUAGUGUUUACAAGAAUGAAGGGCCACGUGCUUUGUUCAAAGGUUUGGGACCAAGUUUGGUUGGUGUCAUUCCCGCAAGGUCAAUCAACUUCUUUACAUAUGGCUACAGUAAAGAUCUAUUGAAACAGUUUGAUUAUUUCCAAGGAAAAGAGACAUCUUUCAUGCAUUUGCUUGCGGGAAUCAAUGCAGGUGUUGUGACAAGUACUGCAACAAAUCCAAUCUGGUUAAUCAAGACAAGAUUACAGUUGGACAAAGCGACCAAAAAAGAAUACAAGAAUUCCUUGGAUUGUAUCAUGAAAAUUUUAAAGAAUGAAGGUUUCUUUGCAUUGUACAAAGGUUUAUCAGCAUCAUAUUUAGGCUCUGCAGAGUCUACCCUUCAGUGGAUUUUGUACGAGCAGAUGAAGUCUUUCAUUCACCAAAGGUCGGAACGACAUGUACUUGAAGGUAAGGUAAGAACUAGUUUUGAUGAUGCGACAGAUUGGUUUGCUCGUUCGGGUGCUGCCGGGUUUGCCAAAUUGAUUGCAUCAUUAAUAACGUAUCCUCAUGAAGUCGUACGGACAAGAUUGAGACAAGCUCCAACUGAAAAAGGUAAAGCCAAAUAUACUGGAUUAGUACAAUGUUUCAAGCUGGUCAUUAAGGAGGAAGGUUUUGCUUCAAUGUACGGUGGUUUAACUCCUCAUUUGAUGAGAACCGUUCCUAACAGUAUGAUUAUGUUUGGUACCUGGGAAAUUUUCACCUUACUAUUUUCCAAAUUAUAA
Molecule: messenger RNA, 1182 nt
Organism: Pichia membranifaciens NRRL Y-2026
Lineage: Eukaryota; Fungi; Ascomycota; Pichiomycetes; Pichiales; Pichiaceae
Exons: 1
Coding region: 1-1182 (393 amino acids)
Biological process (GO): pyrimidine nucleotide import into mitochondrion
Cellular component (GO): mitochondrion
Molecular function (GO): pyrimidine nucleotide transmembrane transporter activity
Source: RefSeq, a predicted model, not a curated record